Marmota flaviventris (yellow-bellied marmot) is the source of this 939-nucleotide messenger RNA. RefSeq names its product olfactory receptor 7G2-like. Gene Ontology annotation, cellular component: membrane. Gene Ontology annotation, molecular function: G protein-coupled receptor activity; olfactory receptor activity. The record is from RefSeq and is a predicted model, not a curated record. NCBI's taxonomy places the organism in Eukaryota, Metazoa, Chordata, Mammalia, Rodentia, Sciuridae. Gene Ontology annotation, biological process: G protein-coupled receptor signaling pathway.
AUGGAAUCCAGAAACCACACAGCUAUUUCAGAAUUCCUUCUCCUGGGACUGACAGAGGACCCAGCCCUGCAGCCCCUCAUCUUCAGCCUGUUCCUUUCCAUGUACCUGGUUACCAUCCUGGGGAACCUGCUCAUCAUCCUGGCUGUCAGCUCUGACCCCCACCUCCACACCCCCAUGUACUUCUUCCUCUGCAGUCUGUCUUUCAAUGACAUCUGUUUAAGUACAAGCACCAUCCCCAAGAUGCUGUCAGAUAUCCACACCCAGCACCAGAGUAUCACCUACACAGCCUGCCUCUCCCAGACCUGCUUUGUCAUAGUUUUUGCUGUCUUGGAAAAUUUUCUCCUUGCAGUGAUGGCCUAUGACCGCUAUGUGGCCAUUUGCCACCCCCUGGCUUAUACAACCAUAAUGAAACCCACCCUCUGUGCCCUGCUGCUGCUAAUAUCUCUGUCCAUUAGCACUGUGGACGCCGUGUUCAACACACUGAUGAUUCUACGGCUGUCCUUCUGCACAGACCUGGAGAUCCCCAACUUCUUCUGUGAACUUCCUCAGAUCAUCAGCCUGGCCUGUUCUGACACUCUCAUUGAUGACAACCUGAUAUACGUUGAAACUUGCAUAUUUGGUGGCUUUCCUCUUUCCGGGAUCAUUUUCUCUUAUGUUAACAUUGUGUCCUCUGUCUUGAGGAUGCCAUCAUCAGGAGGAAAACACAAAGCCUUUUCCACCUGUGGGUCUCACCUGUCAGUAGUCUCCUUGUUCUAUGGGACAGCUUUUGGGGUGUACAUUAGCUCUGUAGUGACUGACUCCCCCAGGAAGACUGCAGUGGCUUCUGUGAUGUACACUGUGGUCCCUUCGAUGCUGAACCCUUUUAUCUACAGUCUGAGGAACAGGGACAUGAAAGAGGCCUUGAGGAAGCUCAUCAGUAGAGUAGCUUCUCUUUUGUGA